CAAAACCCCAGACACUAACACUGGAAGUGACCCAGGGGCUGGCCGCCAUUUUAGCGGAGACCACAAACCCCUCACCGACAGCAGCCCACCUGGGGCUCCAACAACAUGGCAGCGGGUCCAAGCGUCACGACUUCCGGCUCCGUCACUUCCGGCGUGUUAGGGAGAGCCUGUCAUCUCUGUGCGCCGCGCACGUUUCCCAGCGAGUGUUCGCCGCUCUCCCGCCCGCUGUUAUUGUGGAGCAACAUGGCUGCCUUCCUGAGCAGCUUCUCCCCGCCAGCAGAGGGGGUCCGGCGGCUGCAGCCAGAGACUGAGGCCAUAGUGGGCGGCAAGAGCCUGGGCCCCGGGACCCUGUACAUAGCGGAGAGGUAAUAUCCCCCCCAUGGCAAUGCAGAGAGCAUGCUGGGUAAUGUAUCAUAUUACUGGCAUUAAUAGAGCGCCAACAAAUACCGCAGCGCUGUACAUAGCGGAGAGGUAAUAUCCCCCCUCUAUCAUAGGGCACCAACAAAUACCGCAGCGCUGUACAUAGCGGAGAGGUAAUAUCCCCCCCUCUAUCAUAGGGCACCAACAAAUACCGCAGCGCUGUACAUAGCGGAGAGGUAAUAUCCCCCUCUGGGGGCCCCCAUGGCAAUACAGAGAGCAUGCUGGGUAAUGUAUCAUAUUACUGGCAUUAAUAGAGCGCCAACAAAUACCGCAGCGCUGUACAUAGCGGAGAGGUAAUAUCCCCCCUCUAUCAUAGGACGCCAACAAAUACCGCAGCGCUGUACAUAGCGGAGAGGUAAUAUCCCCCCUCUAUCCCAGGGCGCCAACAAAUACCGCAGCGCUGUACAUAGUGGAGAGGUAAUAUCCCCCCCCCAUGGCAAUGCAGAGAGCAUGCUGGGUAAUGUAUCAUAUUACUGGCAUUAAUAGAGCGCCAACAAAUACCGCAGCGCUGUACAUAGCGGAGAGGUAAUAUCCCCCCUCUAUCAUAGGACGCCAACAAAUACCGCAGCGCUGUACAUAGCGGAGAGGUAAUAUCCCCCCAUCAUAGGGCACCAACAACACCGCAGCCUGUACAUAAAGGAGGUAAUAUCCUCUGGGGCCCCCCAUGGAAAUACAGAGAGCAUGCUGGGUAAUGUAUCAUAUUACUGGCAUUAAUAGAGCGCCAACAAAUACCGCAGCGCUGUACAUAGCGGAGAGGUAAUAUCCCCCCUCUAUCAUAGGACGCCAACAAAUACCGCAGCGCUGUACAUAGCGGAGAGGUAAUAUCCCCCCUCUAUCCCAGGGCGCCAACAAAUACCGCAGCGCUGUACAUAGUGGAGAGGUAAUAUCCCCCCCCCAUGGCAAUGCAGAGAGCAUGCUGGGUAAUGUAUCAUAUUACUGGCAUUAAUAGAGCGCCAACAAAUACCGCAGCGCUGUACAUAGCGGAGAGGUAAUAUCCCCCCUCUAUCAUAUGGCACCAACAAAUACCGCAGCGCUGUACAUAGCGGAGAGGUAAUAUCCCCCCUCUAUCAUAGAGCGCCAACAAAUACCGCAGCGCUGUACAAAGCGGAGAGGUAAUAUCCCCCCUCUAUCAUAUGGCACCAACAAAUACCGCAGCGCUGUACAUAGCGGAGAGGUAAUAUCCCCCCUCUAUCAUAGAGCGCCAACAAAUACCGCAGCGCUGUACAUAGCAGAGAGGUAAUAUCCUCCCUCUGAGGGCCCCCAUGGCAAUGCAGGGAGCAUGCUGGGUAAUGUUUCAUAUUACUGGCAUUAAUAGAGCGCCAACAAAUACCGCAGCUCUGUACAUAGCGGAGUGGUAAUAUCCCCCCUCUAUCAUAGGUCGCCAACAAAUACCGCAGCGCUGUACAUAGCGGAGAGGUAAUAUCCCCCCUCUAUCCCAGGGGCCCCCAUGGCAAUGCAGGGAGCAUGCUGGGUAAUGUUUCAUAUUACUGGCAUUAAUAGAGCGCCAACAAAUACCGCAGCGCUGUACAUAGCGGAGAGGUAAUAUCCCCCCUCUGGGGGCCCACAUGGCAAUACAGAGAGCAUGCUGGGUAAUGUAUCAUAUUACUGGCAUUAAUAGGGCGCCAACAAAUACCGCAGCGCUGUACAUAGCGGAGAGGUAAUAUCCCCCCUCUAUCGUAGAGCGCCAAUGUGGCAAAACUAGCCACUGGAGACUAUUAAUGUAUAAGUAUGUUUGUAUUCUUGCUAAAGCUGUAGAGACAAGUUUAGGAUUGUACUUGCAUUUCAGGCGAAUGAGGGCAUUCGUAUGCUGGCGGUAUGAAAACCACAGCAUUCAUACUGUAGUUUCACGAACAGUGAGUUUCAACACUGUUCGUGAAACGAAUAACUUACCGAAUGGAUGACCACACACAGGAGGUCGUGUGGCGCCCAUUACCCGAUUGCAACAUUGUUGCAAUCGGUAAUUAAGUGUGUUCCUAGGUGGCCGUCGUUCGACUACCGACCACGCGGCGGUCGGCCAUCUUGUUUCCUUUGUUAGCCCAGCGGGGUUUGGUCGUCGAGCGCCUGAAACCAAAAUCGGCUACUCGACGGCGCGAACCCCGCUGGACUUCCAGGCCGUUCGGGAGCCCCGGCCGUUCGGUAGGUUGUUUCCCUGAUGUCAAUCGGUACUUUGAGCAGAACUUGAAUUUAAUGUUUCGUGCAGCGUUCGGUUAGUUAGACUGGGAUCUGAGCGGUAUUCUCACGAACUGUGCGCUCAGACCCCAGCUAUCUACCGAACGUCCAUUCGUUUAAAUGAAGGUAAUAUUAUGGUGCAGAGUGCUGGUUCUGGUAAGAGACCCCAGAUUCACCCUGUUUUACUGGGCGCACAGAACUGCUUUGUGUGGCUGGCCUUAUAUGCUUUCUAGCCUCUCAAUGCUUUCGGAAAGCAUUGGAUUGGCAGAGAUUAUCAACACUGAUAAACUCAGCCAAAGAGGCAAAGCUUCAGUCAGGAGAUCAGUGCAGCGAGAGGGAAAAAAAAGGGCAAAUAAAUCAGCCUUUUUUAACCCUGGCAACACAGGCCACCUAAAUGGUGACUUGGGCACAAGAGCAUUAUGAACGCAUAUGUGUGUUCCUAAAGCUGUGAUGUUUCUUUAAUCCUGCUUUGCAUUCAAUUCCUGGAUUAGUGAGUGAGGGGUGAAGUCAAGUUACAUUAAAUAGUGUACUUUUUUAUAAUUGUCUGAAAGGAAAGGGGGAAAAAACAAAAACGGCGACAGCAUAUUAAAAAGACUAUAUAUACAUCCUUUUAAUUUAAGUGUAUUGUAUUUCAGUCGUCUGGCAUGGCUAAAUGGCUCAGGACUUGGCUUUUUUUUGGAAUAUCCUUCAAUCAGUCUGCAUGCCAUUUCAAGAGACACCAGUGCUUACCCAGAAGAACAUCUCUAUGUCAUGGUGAACUCCAAACUAGGAGGUUUGAAAUAUUCUUUAAUUUGCACUUCUGUGAAGCUUUACGAAUGUGUUACUAACUGUAAAAACCAUUGUUUAAUCCUUUUGCUUUCAGACUUAAUUUAGUUACUUAAAGAUAAACUCUAGGCUGUGCUUGAUAUUUGUUAAUUUUUUAUAUGGGUGAAAACGAAAAAAAAUUAAAUACUCACAUUUAAACUUCCUGCUCUAGCUACAUGCUGUACAGCAUCUUCAGUGGGCUCUCAUCAAAUUAGUUAUUGCUGCUCGAUUUAAGGAACCCUCUGGGCACUAUAUCAACUUCAUAAAAAUGUAGUUAUGGUGCCAGGAUGUCCCUGGAGCUUUCAUACCACUAGGGACCCAACCCCCAAAUUUUGGGCUCCAGCAGAAUGUCAGAGAGCGGAAGGACAGGGGGCAGAGCUAUCUGCUGCUGGAGCACAGAUUUUGGGGUUUAACCACUCUUAAACGGGUUUAACCCCAAUUUGGUAGCAAAGUGCCAGGGACCUCCUGGAACCAUAACUUAAUUUCAGUUAAGUUGUUAUAGUGCCAGGAGUGUUCCUUUAACAUUCUAAAGGAGAGGCCACUGAGUUGGUUCAACUUAACAGUAUAUUUAUUUUGUGUUAAGACAGAAAUUAAGUGUAUACUGUAAGUCACCAUCAGAACAGAGGUGACUCAAUUUUGUAUCACAAUGCAAAGAGAGACACAAUUUAUUUUUCUCUCUGCACUCUAGUCACUGAGCUAAGGAAUGCAACUAAUUUUAACAUUGGCAGAGAUAAGAAAUGAUGUCUGCAGCAAAGGGGGUUGAAUGUAACAACCUAGAGAUAGAUAGAAAAUAUUAACAUAAAUUAACAUAUUAACAUAACAAAUUAUUAACAUAGUACUAUUUAUAUAUGAUUAAUAUAAUAGUAUGUUAAUAAUAUAGAAUAUUCAUGGAUACACUCAGACUCAGAUACUCACACUCUCAGGAUGUACUCUCAUCUGACAUCUGGAGCCAAAGCUGGACACACCUAAUUCUUUGUAUCUUUUCCAACUAACACUUAACUUUGAAAUUCUUUAUAAUUCAGAACUCUGAAAACUUUCUAAAUUUACCACAAUUCUCAUCUUGCAUUCAAAAAUUCCUAGAACAUAUAUACAAAUCUGAUAGAAACUCUACAACAUAACUGAUUUUAUUCAGCCAGUCCAUAGGCAAGCAUUCUCAAUGAGACAGCUACUAGAUUUAUAAACAUAGCCGUUUCUCUGAAAAAAAUAAUAAUAUAUACAUACAUACAUACACACACACACACACACACACACACACACACACUAUCCACAUAUAACUUACUAUUAUAUUAUAAACAUAAUUUUCUCUGAAACUAUGUUUAUAUAAAAAAAAGGGUUAACCCUAGAUGGACCUGGCACCCAGACCACUGCAUUAAGCUGAAGUGGUCUGGGUGCCUAUAGUGGUCCUUUAAGGAAUUUUGUAGCAAUCUGAUUUCAAAGUGAAGUGUCCUAAAUCUUUUUGAAAACUGCAUACAUGUAGAUACAUGUAUAACUAUUGCUAUUUAGUUGUCUGUAAACUGUGUUAAACUACUGCCAUAUUGUAUAUUUCUUAUAACUAAAUAUUCAAUGAUUAUUGUCACGCAUGUUACAUAUUAUUAUUAUUAUUAUUAUUAUUGUCUCAAUAAAUUAUAUUUUUAUAAUUUGUGAUUACUGUGUGAAAUAAAAUCCUCUAAUGAAAAGUAUUCCAGGAUCUAUGAGAAUUAAAAAUAGUGGGUAAUUCUCAGCUUUAAUUUAACAUAAUCAGGGAAGCAGUGCCAAUAUAUAAAUUUUUCAUAUAAUAAAAAUUAAAUUAAUUUCUAAUUUUUAUGAAAAUAUUCUUUUUAAUAUUUAUCACCCCAUAAAUAUGGGAAGACUAAUGCGCAUGCAAUGAUUUACAUUGUAGGACUAAGGGGAACAAGGACACUGCACACAGACCACUACAAUGAGCUGAAGUGGCUAUAGUGUCCUUUUAAACAAUUUGUUCAUUUAUGUUGCCACAGUUUAGUGCUUUGAUCCCUUCUAGGCACAUUUGCCUGCAUUCAUAGCCUCUAAUUGAAUGUUUGUUAUUGCUUUAGAUAAUGAAUUGAAAGAGUCAACUAUGGAUGAAGAGGAGGAAGAGAGUGAUGACGAUGAGGAGCCAAUCACAGAAAUACGUUUUAUUCCUGGUGAAAAAUCUGAUUGUACGUUUAUUUUUUCACAAUUAUAAAAUGUAUUAAUUUUCCUCAGUUUGCCUUUUAAACACCGUAUAUUAUUUUUUGCUUUGAUGCAAUCCAUCUCUGCUGCAGUGCCUGUAUUAUAUUUUUGACAAAAGACUGGAAUAACUCUUAACAGGCAGUGUUUCUGUAUGUAAACAUUGCUAUCACUGUAACUACCUAAUAUGUAUUGGAAGAUGCUGGUACAGGUGACUGAAUGAAGUGGACCAACAUUUUAUAGCUCAGUGGGUUGUUCCAUUAGUUUACAUGUCUUUUCUUUCCUUGCCCUUUCUUCUUUAGUAGGAGAGAUGUUUUCUGCUAUGUGCGACUGUCAAGCUCUCCAUCCUGACCCCGAAGAUGAAGAUUCUGAUGAUGAUUUUGAAGGAGAAGAAUAUGAUGUUGAAGCUCAUGGUGAGUCACAAAUCUUUUUUUCUCUCCUUGUCUAACGAUAAGUAAAUUCUUUAGAGCUAUAUCAAGUGAUGGGUGUGUGGGUUGAAUUCUCUAAAGCAUGUCUGUGAAUUAAUCACAUUGACUAUUGCUGCAAUAUAAUUAACUUUCCAAUUGAUUGAUCUACAGAUAUCACCAUUCAAGUCUAUGGGAAUAUUUGCACAUGACUCCUUUCUUAAGUUUUUCCAACAUUGUUGAAUUUUAAGAUUCCAAUAAGAUCAGAGGAAAUCAUAAGAGAGAAAAUGACUACUUUGUCUAAUGCAUUUUUGGCGAAAGGUGGAGCAACCACCAUCACAUUUGGUCAAUUCUCCCAGUUGACACUAGUAACUGCUUUGAAGAAAAAGGCAUCCUCCAUUGACAUUAUUGUUGUACUCUUGCACAUACUUCCAACCGUGGCACACUCGCAGUACACAGAGACUGAUAAUUAACCAUGCUAGGGGUUAACACUGAGAAGAAGUGUAAAGAAAAGUCCAGGCACAUGGGUUUCUAGUAGGUGCAGGUAUUAAAGCCUGUCAUUGAGACACGAACAUCUAAGGAAGCUAGUGUUUUGUUUAUUAUUUAUGUUUUUUUUUUUUUUUUUUGUUCUCUUAAAUACAGUUUAUGGUGUAAUCCAAAGCGGUUAUAUUUUUAAUGUACAUUACAGGUUUUAAGGAAUGCAUUUGUAUUUACAUAUGCAUAUUAUUUUUUUGCAGAGCAAGGACAGGUUGAUAUCCCCACAUUUUAUACUUAUGAAGAAGGCUUGUCACACCUCACUACAGAAGGUCAAGCUACUCUCGAGCGGUUAGAAAAUAUGCUGGCUAAUUCCAUUGGCGGUCAGCACAUGAUGGCCGGAGUCCGGACUGAAGGGACUGCAGCAGAGUUUGAAGGUGAGGCACUGGCAGAGUUUUAAUUUGUAAAGUUAUAGAGAUGUAAUUUUCAGGUUCGAUAAGUGUUGUUUUACAUAAAAUGAAGCUUGGUUAGAAGUGGGGCAAAAAUUUGUUGCAAAUCACAAUCAAUUGGGGUGGAAAAAUUACUCUUUUAGAUAUAAUCUUCUAAUGCUAACACUUUAAUUCCCUUUACAACAUAUAAAAAAAAUGCAUACAGAAAUCACCUACAUACACCAGAGGGCGCCAGACACCAGUGGAUUAAUCAUAAAACUUACCAACUGGGAAUAAUUACCAAUGGCAUAUAAACAGUUUAUUUCCAAGUUCUAAAAUCUCAAACAAGGGAAUAAAAAAAGACAAAGGCAUGAUAGUAUAGUACAAUUUAUUAAUUCCCCUUAUCUCUCCAUUAAUCCUACCAAAAUCAAAUUUUAGCCACACACCAUUUAUCUCAUGGCCAAUGUCUCACACUUUGAGACUUGCGAAUGAACUGUUUUUGGAGUAAAAACUUGGAAUCACACACUUGUUGGCAAAAUAAUACAUUUAGUCGGGAAUGCUUAAGCCUUAGACUGGGUGUUGCUGAUAGGCUCAGGGAGUCCCGAAUGCUCUCAGCUCAUUUCUAGCUCUCCCUUCAGAAAACAGAGUAAAAAUGAUAUGUACUUUUUUCAUUCAGUUUUCUUAAUGGAUAAGAUAUUUUAGUUUUAAAUAAUUUUGCAGGCUGUGAGGGGGCUCAAUAGGAACAUGAACAAUGUAGCGUUACAAAUAUGUAUUCCUAAUGCUACAGUAUUUCUUUAAGGCAGGCCUGCACAAGUUAGUCAGUGGGCUGCUUGCACCCCACGGAACCUCCUUGACAAAUUAUUUAAUGAAUCCUUACUUUGGCAGUACUGUGAGAAUGGAAACCAUGCUUUCCCUUCAGUGAGACAUGCUUAUAAAUUAUGCAUGCUGCAGGGCAGCAAUGAUUUCCCCGUGGAUCAUAUACAUUUUUUUUGUAUUUGCAAAGAAAAGUAUAAGAUCUGGUUACAUAAAUAGAAGAUAUUUGUAGUUUUUUGCUGCUAUUGUCCUCUGUUUGAACAGCCUGGGCUUGUUUAAUGUUGUUUUGUUUCUCUGCAGAUGGAAUGGAUGUGGAAGCUGUUCCAGCAGUGGCAGGACAGUUUGAGGACGCAGAUGUUGACCACUGAUUGAAGGCUGGAAACCUGUGAGUUUUUAUUUAAACCUGUUGCAUGUCUCUUUGCGUACAGUGGAUUAGAGUAAUUACAAAAUCUGUGCUGUUUGUGUGUCUGUGUAAAAUCAUUGACAGGUUAUAUUUAGUAGAGGGGAAGUGCCGCUAUACAAUGUGGAGAACUGAGAUUGUUUUUUGUUAAACACUUAUUAAAUACUAAAAACCAAAGAAAAACAAGUUACCUGUGCUCUCUCCUUAAUCCCUAUGUAUUUUUAAACAAAUUGAGGUUUUUAGUUACCUCCAAUGGCCAUGAGAGGGUAAGCCCACCUGCCAACGUCAAGGCAGACCCCCCCUAAAUGGGUCCUAACUCUAACCAUUCACCUUGAGCUUCUAGCAAAGACAUCUCUAAUUAAACAGAAGUGGGUAUUUUUUAUAAACACCCCUAUACAUUUAUUAACCCUUAAUAGGGAACACAUAGGAUGGGCAGCAGCAUUGUAACAAAGCUGUGUGAUACAAAAUAAAUACAAAUACAAAAAGAGAAGUCCUGCGCUCACUCCCAUCACUACUGGGCGGCAGCAAUGACUACAGUACACAUCAGCCCCAAUGUAUAGUAAAAACCAAACCAAAUACCCCCUUCUGUCUCAUUAGAGAUGUCUUUGCCAGAAGCUCAAGGAAGCAAGGUGAAUUGUUAGUCAGGACCCACCUAGGGGGGGGUCUGCCUUGACGUUGAUAGGUGGGCUUACCCUCUCAUGGCCAUUGGAGGUAACUAAAAACCUCCAUUUGUUUAAAAAUACAUAGGGAUUAAGGAGAGAGCGCAGGUAACUUGUUUUUCUUUAGUUUUUACUAUAUAUUGGGGCUGAUGUGUACUGUAGUCAUUGCUGCUGCCAAGUAGUGAUGGGAGUGAGCGCAGGACUUAUCUUUUUGCAUUUGUAUCCCCUUAUUAAAUACUGAUUGCAAAGCGUUCCCUCUAAUUUAUAGCAGGAUCAUAUGUGGCAAACGCUUUUCGGUACUUAAGAGGAAUUAGAAAAGCUCCACCAUCUGUACUCCUGAAACCUUGAUCUUCCAUGAGUGGGAAUGUGUAGCAUAUGUUCAUGACACCAUGAGCUCUCGUCUGUAGGAGUAGUUGGUGUACAUGCCUGAUACCUAAUCUCUCAUAUUUAGGGCAACAUUCUAUGGGGGGCUAAGCAGCAAGCUCUCGUUGGGGGCAGGAGGUCCUUAAAUCUUCUCCCUGACAGAAUGUUUAGUAUGUAACAUAAUCUAGAGAAUAGUGUGACAUGAGUGCUAAAUUUAAGGUGUGACUGACGUUGGCUGCUGAAAAUGUGUCUAUACCUUCACAUGUGUGUUCCUCUGAUUACAACGUUUGUGCGACUGCACCUAGAACUGAAAGCUAUGGCUCCACUUGGUGACUCAUUCACUAAUCUGGAAAAUUUAGGCCAAAAUAGCUAACCAGGAAACAUAGAUAUGAUGAUGGAUGUUUCCAACCUGACUGUCUUCACAUAUUUCCAUAAUUCCCAUUUUAGUGAAUGAACCUUUCAUUUGGCUAUAACAUAGAUUGCCAUAUGUUUUUUUUCUUCUAGUUGAAAUGUUUGACUGUAGAAUCAAGGGUUCUCCUACACUCCCUCUACAAACAAGGUUCUUAACUGGACCUGAGGCUGGCUAGACCAUGGUCAAUAGUAAAACAAGAUGGUCCUGUCACUCAAGGUGUUUAACAAGGCAGUUUUAGUAAAGAACAACGUUUCAACCUCUACUGAGGUCUUUAUCAAGCUUGAUAAAAGAUCUCUGUAGAGGUCAAAACGCUGCUGUGUUCUUCAGUAAAACUGCCUUGUUACACACAUUCAGUGCCUGGAUCAUUCUUCUAAGAUGUUAUUAAACUGACUUUUGCAGUUUGAAUUUUAAUGAGCUGCAGGUUCGUUGUAGUGAAUAAUAACUUCAUUACAAAGGCAAAUUUUUUUAAACCAUUGUCACUAUUUUGUGCAUUUUUUUUUCUGUUUUGCAUUUAUACUUGAUGCAGACUUUAUGCGUAGUGAGAAUUCUAUGUAUUUUUGUGUAAUCGUUCCAUAAGAGACAUUAAUUUUUCUUCUUUAUUUUCUUCUUCCAGGCUCUGCAGUUUAUACACCGUUGGAGUGGGCAAUGCUGUGACCAUUUUAGUUAAUAAUAAAUUGUGUACUAUCUGGCACAAGUCCUUAUUUUCCUUAAAACUGCUUUAAAAAAAAAUUCAGUCUAGUCAUUCCAUGAAUACGUAGUUUGUGACAAUCUCUACAGCAGCUCUUGUAGACCGAUAACUGUUACAGCUCAAACUUGGGAAGAAUUUGCCAUUAACUCGCAAUUUAGAAGUGCUGGAGCUGACCCCUUCUUUCCUUUCUUUUUCUACAAACCUGCUAACAUCCUUCUCUAUUGGAGAAAAGCAUCUCAAUAGCCAUUCUAGAUUGUUCUAGAAUAUGUAGUUAUGUAGUAACCUUGCUAAUGUUUAGCUGUUAAAAAUUUGAUUUAAGUGAAAUAAUAAAAUGUCCACAUUCGCUUGCAUUGAGCUCUUAGACAGGUUUUUGUUCUGUAUUUAAAGGAAUUGUGUCACCAAAACUAAAAUUACAUAAAGGAUUAUUCAAUAAAGUGUGUGUUCGGAAUUCAAAAUUAAUUCCAAGUGAAUCUCACGAUUUUAAAAGCCAAAAUAGCAGAAUUCCAUAAGUUGGUUUUGUUUUGGUUGUGUUUUUUUUUUGCAUAAUCUCCAAGUGGGCUAUGUUUUCAUUUGGCAAAAAAAAUAUAAACUUCAUUAUGAUAUCACAGUUUAAUGAAUAAGUGCUGUUUUGUAGAAACAGAAUAUCUAGAUUUUGGCAAUGGACAAUGAUGGAUAACCUUUCUCCCACAGCUAUUAUGGAGUACGGUCCAUCUAACCAGUUUAGGGAACUAGUUCUAGAAUGCCCAUAGGCAAGCAGUCACUGGGAUUGGAUUAGGAUUAUAACAUUGCAGCCCUGCCUUGUCAAGGAAACUCUCUCCAAUGCCCGUGUGCCAAGGCGGUUUAUUGAAUUUCUAGAUAUUUUAUUUUCUUGAUCUGAGUAUUUUGUUAGCUGAUCUGUAUCACAAAUGGCCCUCGAUUUAAUAAGUUUUCCAAAUGAUUGAAUACUGUCCCCAUAAAUUACUGUAAAAGUAAAUGGUGUCUUUUGUGGAUAGAUGUUUUGGGACUUAAGGAAAGUUUUCCCAACCGUAUUGAAUCAUUUGGAAAGUGUGUUAAAUCGAGGCCAGAGUUCUUUAGUUUUGGAAAUGAAUACGUAAUACGAUGUGACAGGUUCACUUUAACUACAUAAGCCUGUAUAAAAUAACAAAAGCACUUGAAGAUAACGUGACCGUGUUUGUUAUACUACAAUUGACAAAUAAAACCUAGGUUUUUGUAUUGAAAUGUGUAAUGUUUGUUUUUAUUAUAUGCUGUAAGGAAAAAAAACUUGAAAAAUCAACUUUUCUUUUAUGUUCUUUUUGCUGCCCUCAAAUACCAGCACAAGCUGAAUGUGCCUCUGUGCAGGUCAAAAUAUUGCUCUUUGUUCCAAUAAAUUUUCUUUGUGCAAUA
Messenger RNA from Pelobates cultripes (western spadefoot toad), 11583 nucleotides. The record is from the annotation of a GenBank genome assembly. NCBI's taxonomy places the organism in Eukaryota, Metazoa, Chordata, Amphibia, Anura, Pelobatidae.